UAUCUCACAAUCUCUUCAUAGCACACACGUUUCUAGAGAUCGCUGUCUGUGUAACCUCAAAUCAAGACCGGUUCUGCAAAAAACGCUUCUUCGCGACAUUGACAUGAAAAAAAAUUCAUUCCGAAUCAUCUCGAUUUAAUCGCCUGUGAGAAAAAAAGCUUUCUAUGAUGAGUGUAUUAGCACAGAGGCUGAAUCGUUUGCGGUGCACGUAUUCGGUGCUGUCAAGGUUAUGUGACCAGGGUAACCACGUCCAGCGCACGAUCGGCACCCUGUCGCAACGCGGACUCAUUGACAGCUACCGCGUGACGUCACACGCGCACCACGUGGCGCGCAAUCCGCGUCUAUGUCGGGAAUUCACGGUGCUCUUCCCCGAUCAUCAACAGGUAGAUUUCGACCUGGACUACCGCCGCGAGAGCUCCAGGCCGGAGAAGAUACAGGAAAACGAGUACGCUCACAAUCUGUUUCGGAAUUCGAUCCACUAUACGUCGACUAUAAUGAAGCCAAUCACGACGCACGCCUACAUCACGAACGACGAGGUCCUGAGACUCCUGGACCAGGAUUGGAGUCUGAUGACAGGCGAGGAGAUGGUGUCGGCCGUCAAGAAGCUGUCCUACAAUAUUUCUCAGGGCAAAUAUGAGUGCAUCGAUCCUUUAAAGUACGUGAACGCAUUCAACGCGAUGUGCAUACAGAAGCUGAGCAAUGAUGAUUUGAAGAUAGUGAUGCGACACUUGGUGCCAUUUUGCAAUUUUCAAAAUUAUCAUUUCCACCAGAAGUUUUGUGGUCGUUUGGACAGGGAGUGCGUAAAGCGUUUCACGCAGUUGAACAUUAGUGAGAUGCUGUUACUCUGCGACGUCAUAUAUCAGUUGAUGCGUAACAAGUCUGAGUAUAUAUGGUAUUCCAUGAGAAAAUUAGGUAACAAACCUAAUAAGCUUACUCCAAGACAGAUGGUGCAGGUUUUGUUCUUUCUGAAUGUAUGUAGGAGGCCACCUAUAAAUAUGUACGAGAUUGAAUAUUAUUUGGAAAGUUGCAUACACGACUUGUCGAUCAACGAGUUAGCGAUAGCGGCGUUAGGUUUCUUCAAAACCAGCACGAAAAUUAGAAAUGUUAAUUUCCUAAUUCAAAUCAUGAGAAAAACUAUCGAUGAAGUAGAGGCUGUGGAUAGCGUCAGUAUCGGAGCACUCAUAAAAUUAAUAAGAUAUAGCAUGCAACUCACAGCAAUCCCUACGCUUCAGGAAUUGGUGAAAGCUCUGACGCCGCACGAACCACGUUUUACGUUGAUGUCUUUGACACACGUCGCACAUGCGUGCGCGAGGGUCGCGUUAUACGACGAGGAGUUCAUAGAUAGACUAAUCAAAAGAUUCAAUAGCGAAAUAAAGACUGCGAGACUGAAAGACUUUGAGAGAUUUUGCUUCGUGCUCGCUUGUCUUAAUGUUGAUAAGAGCAACAGUGUCUAUCAAAAUAUAAUUGAAGAACUCAGGAGAACUUGGGACACGAGUCGGGCCGGCGAGAUAUCACAGUAUCCACAAGUAGCUUCACGCGUUCUGGGAUUUCUGGCGGUAUUAAGUAUUUACCCCACGGAUCUAAUUGGACGCAUCAUGGCACAAGAACAUCUUGACAAGAUAUAUCGCAGAUCUAGAUACCUCACACGUGAAUACAAUGUGUUGGAUUAUAGCCUCCGGCUGGAAGUACCAGAGUACAAAGGGCCAUUCCUCAAGUUCUCUACAUGUGAGACUCUAGAGAAGAAAUUUUUCCAGGAACCUUCCAAGAUCGACGCAGCAGAAUCGAGUAGGGGGAAUCUUCUUUUUACAAGCGUGCUCCAAACGUGUAAGGAGCUGUUUAAUACUACAUCGGAUAUAUCGGUCGUCCGACCGUUGCCUCAUUACACGCCUCCAGACAUCGUCUUCUGUCUGGACGAACAGAAUCGACUUCUACCAUCGAAGGAAUUCCUAUCGCAAUAUCAAACAUGUGAGAUCAUGCGCGUGGACAAGGAAACUUUGAAGAACAAGUGGAUUGCCCUCGUCAUGGGUCCUCAUGGACUUUUAAUAAGGAACACUAAUUUGCCCACCGGAAUGUUGGCUACAAAACUAAGACAGUUGUCUAUAAUUGGAUAUACGCCAAUCAUGAUAUCACAUAUUUCUUGGUUCGAAUGUGCAACACCACAAGAGAGGUGUAAUUAUCUCAAAAAGCUUAUAUUUAAGGAUAACACAGAAUUAUCCAACAAAUAAUAUUGGAUAAGAUUUGAUCACUAUAUAUUUAAAUAAUAAACUAUGUAUUUUGACUCUUGAAUUGUUGAUAUAGAUCACUUUUUACAUCUUUC
Messenger RNA from Nylanderia fulva, 2317 nucleotides. RefSeq lists its product as uncharacterized. Lineage: Eukaryota; Metazoa; Arthropoda; Insecta; Hymenoptera; Formicidae. The record is from RefSeq and is a predicted model, not a curated record.